Podospora anserina S mat+ is the source of this 1563-nucleotide messenger RNA. RefSeq lists its product as uncharacterized. Gene Ontology annotation, cellular component: endoplasmic reticulum lumen. The coding region runs from base 1 to 1563 and encodes 520 amino acids. The transcript has 2 exons. Gene Ontology annotation, biological process: response to endoplasmic reticulum stress. The record is from RefSeq and is a predicted model, not a curated record. Gene Ontology annotation, molecular function: protein-disulfide reductase activity; protein disulfide isomerase activity. NCBI's taxonomy places the organism in Eukaryota, Fungi, Ascomycota, Sordariomycetes, Sordariales, Podosporaceae.
AUGCAUCACCCCACACUCUGUGCCGUGGCAGUUGCCCUGCUGUCUGCGCUUCCAGGAGCUCAGGCUGGUCUCUACUCCAAGAAGUCUCCUGUCUUGCAGGUGGAUGCGAAGAGCUAUGACAGACUGAUUGCGAAGAGCAACCAUACCUCUAUUGUCGAAUUCUAUGCCCCAUGGUGCGGCCACUGCAAGAACCUUCAGCCAGCCUACGAAAAGGCUGCCAAGAACCUGGCUGGGAUCGCCAAGGUAGCCGCGGUGGACUGCGAUGAUGAUGCCAACAAGCAAUUCUGCGGUCAGAUGGGCGUGCAGGGCUUCCCAACGCUCAAGAUUGUCAGGCCAAAGAAGGGAGGUGGCAAGCCGAUGGUGCAAGACUACAAUGGCCAAAGAACAGCAAGCGGUAUUGUCGAGGCUGUGGUGCAAGCCAUGAACAACCACGUUGUCAAGGUUGAGGACAAGACCCUGGAUAAGUUCUUGGAUGACGAGAAGGACGCCCCAAAGGCUCUUCUCUUUACUGACAAGGGGACUACAUCCUCCUUGCUCAAGAGCAUUGCCAUUGACUUCCUCGACGUGAUCACAGUCGGACAGGUGCGGAAUACUCAGGCCAAGGCCGUGGAGAAGUUCGGCAUCACCAAGUAUCCCACCCUUAUCCUUCUGCCGGGCGGAGAUGCCCCGGCGGUAACCUACGACGGAGAGCUCAAGAAGGAGGCUUUGGUCACAUUCCUCUCGCAAGCCGGAGCGCCCAACCCUGACCCAGCGCCUGCUAAGCCCAAGGCUGCAAAGAAGGAAAAGAAAUCUGAGAAGAAGACUGAGAAGAAGACCGAGAAGAAGGCCGAGAAGAAGGCCGAUUCAUCCGAGUCGUCAUCCACAGCCGAAUCCGAGCCUGAGGUUCCAACACAAGAAGCCCCCGUCAUCAUCGAGAAGGCCUUGCCCAUUCCCACCAUCAACUCCCAGGAGAAGCUGAUCAAAGAGUGCCUGACCGAAAAGUCUCACACUUGCGUCCUUGCCUUUGUCUCCAACAGCGAAAGCGACUUGGCCAAGAAGGCACUCGACAGCCUGGCCCAACUCUCCUUCAAAUACGCCCAAGGCAAGCGCAACCUCUUCCCCUUCUACGAGGUACCCACCAGCAUCAACGGCGCCGCCCCUCUCCUCAAGGCCCUCGAUCUCACCAACGAGGUGGAGAUCAUCGCCAUCAACGCCCGCAGGGGCUGGUGGCGCCACUUUGAGGGUGCCGACUUUGCGCACACCACGGUGGAGAGCUGGAUCGACGCCAUUCGUAUGGGCGAGGGUUCCAAGAAGAAGCUUCCCGAGGGCAUUGUGGCCAUCUCGGUGGAGCAGCCCACACCGGCUACUCCGGAGCCCGAGGCGGACCCGACUGCUGCGGACACCCCCGACGCGACUGAGGCCGCCACCAGCGAGGAACCCACUCCUCUGACUCCCGAAGAGAACGCCACUCGAGUUCCACCCGAGUCCUCCGCGACCGAGGCCACGGAUCCCGAACCAGAGUGCCAGACUGGUGCUGCCGAGCAGUGCGGGGCCAGGCCUGCCGCAGAGCAUGACGAGCUUUGA